AUGGCGACUCAUCUCCAACACUUGGCCUUGAAUGUCACAUUCAAGGGCAUCCAGCGUGAUGAUCAAAAUGUGCCCGUUCAUCAAUUUCUGGGUAUAAAAUAUGCUAGUAUCCCGGCACGAUUCGAGAAGGCCGAGCCUGUGCACAGUUUCAACGGGGCAGUUGUUGAUUCCUCAAAAUAUGGUCCGAUAUGCCCUCAACCAGAUGUGGAUGUCCGACAUCUCCUCCGCAUUCCAGAAGACUUCCCUAUUGCCCCGGAAGGAGAGGAUGAAUUUGAAUGCCUGAAUUUAGAGAUUACAUGUCCUCCCAACUCUUCCAUGACAAGCCCUCUUCCUGUUCUUGUCUGGAUACAUGGCGGCUCUCAGAUCGUCACAUUCUGCUCUGCUGCCUCCAAGAUUUGUGACCCGAUCCAGAUUGUCGCAGAUUCUAUCAAGGCAGGAACACCUAUCAUCUUUGUCUCGAUCAAUUACCGCCUAAAUAUAUUCAGCUUUGGAGAUGGCAAAGAAAAGAAUCUGGCUCUAAAAGAUCAGCGUCUGGGUAUUGAGUGGGUGCGACAGAACAUUGCGGGUUUCGGGGGUGACCCUGCAAAUAUCACCUUGUCGGGCGAAAGCGCAGGUGCUAUCUAUGUCCAUGCACAUCUCAUCACCGGCCCUCCUGUGAAGAGGGCUGUCAUGGCAUCUGGAAGUCUUUAUCUGUCCUCGCCGCUUCCGGUCGAAAGGGGAGAUGGUCUUAUUCGAGGACUGGAAGCAAAGGUCCGGGAGCUUGGUCAAACCUCACUGCGUGAAUCCUCCGGUAUCGCACUGAUUCAAGCACUGAGAGAGUGCAAUGUGAAUACCAUGUGGAUCCAAGAGGAGCCUGAACUGAUAGGUUGGGAAACCAGACCUGAGCAGGCUGAGGAAGUAAUGAUUGGGGAUGUUGAGUACGAGUCCAUAAUUUGGCGAAAUGGCAUCGAGCUCCUUGACGGAAAGACAAUCGCAGCUGCGUUCGAGACCGACAACCAAUGGGGCACCCAGCUUCGAAAACUGUACCAAAUUGUCAGUGAUCGCCCAACUGCUGCAAAGCUGGGAGCUCUGGAUCUCGUCAAUGAUGUUCGGUAUACACUUCCAGUGGAGGUCAUUACGGACAAGUUACGCGCAGCCAACAAGCGUGUCUUCCGAUAUGUGUUCGACCAAUCUAAUCCUUGGCAAGCUUCCAGCCGUGCACAUCAUGCCGUUGACUUGCUGUUUCUCUUUGACGGCGUCGAUCUAUCGUUUAAUGCUGCGGCAAGAGCUGUUGGAAAGGAGAUGCGACAGCGUUGGAUUCGGUUCGUCCAUGGUGUUGGACCUUGGUCUACCGAUCUGAGAUUUGCUUUUGGACCUCUAGGGGAGUGUACGGAGAUUGAUGAGUCACAGUUCGCUGCUCGUCGGAGGGUUGAGCAUUGCAAGGUACUUAAGGAAGCGGGAAGUGUCGCGUAUAUGCCCAUUGUGUUUGCUUUGACGGCAGGGAGAAUUAGUCUGUUGAAUUAA
Penicillium digitatum Pd1 is the source of this 1503-nucleotide messenger RNA. RefSeq lists its product as uncharacterized. The record is from RefSeq and is a predicted model, not a curated record. Gene Ontology annotation, molecular function: serine hydrolase activity. NCBI's taxonomy places the organism in Eukaryota, Fungi, Ascomycota, Eurotiomycetes, Eurotiales, Aspergillaceae.